This is a messenger RNA of Clonostachys byssicola, 3777 nucleotides long. Lineage: Eukaryota; Fungi; Ascomycota; Sordariomycetes; Hypocreales; Bionectriaceae. The record is from the annotation of a GenBank genome assembly.
AUGAACUAUGGAUCUCUAUACAAAGACCUUGAGGUUUGCUCUACGCCCGGGGACGCAGCUCGCCAGUGGCGGGGUAGCGAUGCUGCCAAGACCCACGACGACUACGACGUUGCGUGGAUCUGCGCCCUUUACUUGGAGAUGGCAGCUGCUCAGGCCAUGCUAGAUGUGACGCACGACGACUUGUUUGUACCCGAGAGCGAUAGUAACUGCUAUACCCUCGGGAGCAUCGAAGGGCAUAACGUGGUCAUUGCUUGCCUCCCUGACGAGCAAUACGGUACUAACAAUGCAGCCAACGUGGCCGCCAACUUAGUGAGGACUUUUCCGUCUGUUAGAAUUGCUCUGAUGGUUGGUAUCGGGGGUGGCGUACCUACAAAGGCGGAUAUUCGCCUCGGUGAUGUUGUUGUCGGAUCGAGAGUGAUGCAGUAUGAUAUGGGCAAGCUCACGGAUGGAGGCAUCCAAAGAACUGCUGUUCCGAGACUAAUUCCGCGCUCGAUUGGUACUAUCGUCUCCAAAUUGCGGGCGGUCCAUGAGAACCUUCCCAGCAGAAUACCAGAUAUCAUGCGAGAGAAGCUGAGGCACAGACCAGACUACUGCCAUCCAGGAUUGCCCGAUCGCCUCUUUGAGUCAACUUACGUGCAUAGACAACUGAUCGCAGACAGUCAACGUCCGAAUGUUUCUCAAACUCUCACAUGUGACGGGUGUGACCAGUCCAAACUACAGCCACGAUACACGCGGCCAACAGAUGAGCCUCGUAUUCAUUACGGCGCAAUUGCAUCCGGAAACCAAGUUGUGAAGGACGCCUCUAUCAGAGAUCAGAUUGCUCGAGAUCUAGAUGUUAUAUGUUUCGAGAUGGAGGCUGCCGGCCUCAUGGACACCCUACCAUGUCUCAUAAUUCGGGGUAUAUGUGAUUACUCUGACUCCCACAAGAGCAAGGAAUGGCAAAGGUAUGCAGCAGCCACCGCAGCAGCGUGUGCCCGGGAAAUACUUGGAAUAUCGCCCGUGAAAGAACAUACUGUAAAUACUACAGUUGACCAAACUCGACUGAGGGAGCAUCGACAACAUUUACUUAAAUCUCUUCGCUUUGAUCAGAUGGAUUCUCGAAGGGAGACAAUACCGAAUGCUGAUGGUCCAACUUGCCGUUGGUUUCUCAACCACCCUAGUUAUCUCGCCUGGUUGGACCCGAAGCAGCUUCCAGAUCACAAUGGGUUCUUGUGGGUCAGCGGAAAGCCUGGGACCGGCAAAUCUACCAUCAUGAAGUUUACCUUCUCGCACAUGGCAGAGGAGAAUCGUCGCAAGAUAUCUCCUUAUUAUCGUCCGGAUAGCUGUUUUGCAUCUUUUUUCUUCAACGCCCGCGGCGACCGUUUGGAGAGGACCAUCACGGGAAUGUACCGAUCAUUGCUCAUACAGCUUCUCGAGUGGUACAAGGAUCUCCAAGUUAUACUAGACAACUACAAGCUUGGUAAAGACAAGGAUAAUAGUUCGUUUACACUUGAUACUCUCAAAACCAUAUUCCAGAAUGCAGUGCUGGGUCUCGAGAAAAGAGAGUUUACAUGCUUUAUCGAUGCUCUUGAUGAAUGCGAUGAGCAGCAGGCUAUCGACAUGAUUCAAUAUUUCGAAGACCUUACAGAAGAGUCCACGGAGAAGGAUAUCAUGUUCCGUGUCUGCUUUUCGAGUCGCCAUUAUCCCUAUAUUGAUAUCCAGGGAAGCAUUCGCCUGAGCUUGGAGGAUCAGCCAGGCCACGAUAAUGACUUACAGAUGUAUGUCAAGCGUCGCCUGAAAGUCAGAGACGCCUCAAUGCUCAAAGAGCUCUACCCAUUGAUUCUUGAGAAAGCUGCAGGGGUCUUCUUGUGGGUUGUUCUGGUUAUCGGCAUCCUUAACAAGGAAGAUCGCUAUGGCAGACCGGGCUUGAAGAAGAGGAUCACGGACUUACCCAGCGAUCUGAGCAGACUAUUUAAGAAUAUGAUCACACGAGACGAUGAGAACAUGGAAGAGCUUCAAUUAUCUGUGCUUUGGGUACUCUAUGCAGAACGACCGCUGAGGCCGGAGGAGUAUUAUCACGCCCUGUGGGCAGGCUUAUAUUCAAAAGGACUAAUGGAUUCCGAAAUUCCUACAACGUCCACUGCAUCGUUGGAUUCCAAGGCAAGGAUUGAAAGAUAUGUCAUCAGCUCGUCGAAAGGCCUAGUUGAGUUUACAAAAUCCGAUUAUCCCACCGUGCAAUUCAUCCAUGAGUCAGUCCGGGAUUUCCUUCUCAAAGACGGAGGCCUUCGUCAGUUGUGGCCUGGUCUGAAUGUCGAGUUGGAGAGUCCAGGCCACGAGAGGCUCAAAAUAUGCUGCGACACAUACAUCACGCAUCCCAUAGUGAGGGAGACUGUACUAAAGAGUCCGCGUGAUACCGUCGCUCUGGCGAAAUUCGCGUUUCUAGAGUACGCCAGCGAGCACAUCUUGUACCAUGCUAAUAUUGCCGGCAAGGCUAUAGCACAAGACGACUUUCUAGCCCAUUUUUCCAAUGGGAGCUGGCCAGCCAUCCCAAAUGUCUUUGGUGUAUCGGAAUAUGCACAGAACACGAGUAUCUUGUACUUCCUUGCCGAGAAAGGAUAUCCUGCCCUCAUUCAAGCGGCUCUAAGAUCUAAGUCAGAGAUCAACAUCCCAGGAGAAAAGCAUGGUUACCCGCUCUUCGCUGCUUUAGCUAACCGCCAUAUCGAAGCUGCUGCUGCUCUGCUUGGGUCAAAUGUUUCCGUGUUCAGUACAGCCAAUUUUACGCAGGACUUUGGGGACAAAAAGCACAACUCAGCAAAAUAUAGAUUACGAACACCUCUUACUUGGGCUGCUCAAGGCGGGCAUCGGGAGAUUGCAGAGCUUCUCCUUAAGAAAGGAUCAUCUCCUAUCGAAGUGGAUAAGGGUGGCAAAACGCCAUUAUUCAGAGCUGCAAUCGACGGUGGAGCCGCCGUGGUGGAAAUUUUGGUCAAUCACGAUGCAAAUGUUAAUGAGGAAGAUACGCAUGGGUUAACACCAUUGUCACAAGCGUUGAUGAAUGGUCAUAGGGAGACGGCCAACAUACUGAUCAAGAUGGGGGCCAGAGUCGAUACAUGUGUCUAUGGCGGCUGGACACCACUCUUACUAGCUCUACACAACGGCUACAAAGCCUUGGCCAUACUCUUGAUUGAAAGAGGUGCAAAUAUCAAGUGUGCAACUGCCGACGGCUGGACUCCGCUGUUACUGGCUUCGGAGGGUGGCUCACUAGUACUUAUAGAUCUACUCGUUAAGUUGGGGGCAGACAUCAAUAUGGAACAUGAAUUUGGGAGGAUGCCAAUAUCCCUAGCAGCUGGGAAUGGUCAUCAGCCAGCGGUCGAGCUCCUCAUCAAUUACGGGGCCGAGAUCAACAACUGUGACCAAGAAGGCUGCACGCCAUUGCUGUCUGCCUUAUAUGGUGGCCACGAGCUCAUAGCAAGGAUGCUCGUGCAGAACGGGGCGGACGUCACAUAUAACAACUCAUUGCCGCUUGUGCUUGCCUCCACAAAGGGCUUCUCUGAACUUGCAACCCUCAUGAUUCAGCAAGGUGCCGACGUCAACACUGCCACCGAAUUGGGCGAGACACCACUUCAACUAGCUUCAAGAAACGGGCAUGAGGAAGCAGUCGGACUUCUAAUCUGCCACGGCGCAGAUAUUGUGGCUCGCGCUGACGAUAGCUCAACCCCUCUGUCGGAGGCUAUGAAGUCUGACCACAAGACUAUAUCCAAUCUACUAUCAAGGGAGCAGAAGAGGAAAGAAUCAGCAUAG